CUCACCGCCGCGCCGCUGUCUGCGCUGCUGCGGCAGCCGCCCUGCCAGAGGCACAACCUCAGCGAGGAGCAGGUGCUCCACAACGAGUGGUACCAGCUGCCGUCCCCGGCGCCGCCAGUCCAGAUGGUGCAGUGGGCGCGCAGGCACCACCUGCCCGUCGUUCUCAGGAAACAUCUGUUUGUGCCAGAGCUAGCAGCGGCGUGGCUGGAUGAACUUCGCAAAGAGUUUCAUUUCCGGCCAGAUGUCCAAAUGGUGGCAGACGAGAAACUGAACAACGCCAGAACCCAAGUAGCCGAGAUGGCAGGCUGUAAUCAUAGUCAGGUGUGCACUGUCGGUGUCCACGUGCGGAGGACAGACUACGGACCGUACAUGCGAAAACUGUACCCCAGAUGGGAGGAGGCGGGCGUAAAGUACUACCGCGCUGCGGCGGCCGAGAUGCUGAGGGCGCUGCCUGCCAGGUGCGCCGGCGUCGCCUUCCUGGUCACCAGCGACGACCCCAGGUGGUGCCGGCGCCGUCUGCUGCCCGCACUCAGGGCGGACGCCCACGACAAAUCGCCGGUGAGUGCUGUGUUCCUAAGAUCGUCGAAAGAUGCAGUGGAUGAUCUAUGUCUGCUGGCGUCUUGUGAGCAUACCAUCAUUAACUACGGUACCUUUGGAACACUAGCCGCCAUGUUGGCUGGAGGCAGGGUAAUCCUGUAUGACGUGACUCAGCACGGCGUACGCCACCGGAACCCUUCCUCUCGCAUAGCAGACUACCUGCCACAGUGGAAUGCUCUGUCCUGACGCGUGCUGCCCACUUAAUCAUUCCACAUGGCGGUUGACACCUGCGUAAAUCUACUUCAGUAACAGCCUGUCAUCAGUUACCAGAUGACCUGUGUAUGGUGAUCAUGACUCGUGAACAGGAGUAUUCAGAAGGUGUGCUACCUACAACAAGGCAGCAGUUCAGAGGUGACUCUCAAAUGCUACAGAGAGAAACUGUGCAUCAUGCCAUUCUCACAGUUCCUGGCAGUGUUUGGUAAGGCAUUUGCUCUGUAAGUGAUUAAUGGAUCCACAGGACGGAACAUCGUUGCAUAUUUCUUCUGGUUGUUGCAUAAAACGUGUACUAAAAUACAAGGAAAGAUACAUGUUUGGUGUCGUUUAUUUGAAUUUUCCAGAAGGAAGUUGUUGGAAAUGUGGGAAAUCAUCGUGAAUUUCAACAAAACGAAAAUAUUCUACUUUUAAAGUUAUCUCAGCCUGACUUAUGGAAGAUGUAUUCUGAUGUCCACCUAGGAAGAUGAUUGGAUGACUGUAUGUUAUUGCACAAUAAAUCAACAACUGACAAAGUUGAUUUCCA
Schistocerca piceifrons (Central American locust) is the source of this 1333-nucleotide messenger RNA. Its product is annotated as galactoside 2-alpha-L-fucosyltransferase SEC1-like. Lineage: Eukaryota; Metazoa; Arthropoda; Insecta; Orthoptera; Acrididae. Gene Ontology annotation, molecular function: galactoside 2-alpha-L-fucosyltransferase activity. Gene Ontology annotation, cellular component: membrane. The record is from RefSeq and is a predicted model, not a curated record. The transcript has 4 exons. Bases 124 to 783 code for a protein of 219 amino acids. Gene Ontology annotation, biological process: carbohydrate metabolic process.